AUGGGAGGCUUCACCGACGAAGACUGGGCCAGCGUGUCCACGGAGCUGCCCACCACAGAAGAUGCCGUCAUCAAGCAGUAUCUCAAAGGCCGCGAGAGCUUGAUCGCUGAGGAGCAUAAAAAGAGGAGCGAUUAUGCUUUCCGCCAGGGACUCUCUCCCAUUGCUCGGAAAGCAUGUGCGAUCGUUGACCGCAUCCGCGCUGACGAACGCCGCCGCAUCUGGACGCCGAAACUCGAGGAGAAGAUUGCUACGGGCGAGGGAGGACCCGACGCUGGCCGCGAUGACGGUGCAGGCAUGACCCUCUACCCCGGCCAAGUGUUCACACAUGCCAAGGGCCUAAUUGAGCAAACCGCACUUUGGAAGAUUGUACGCAAGCUGCCCAAGGGCUCCCUUCUGCACGCCCAUUGUGACGCCAUUGUCAACUUUGAGUUUGUUUUCAACGUGCUGCUCGAGACGCCGGGCCUGCACAUAGUCGGCACUUCGGGCCCGCUGGCCACGCCGGCCCAGCUCGCCGAGCGUGUCGUGACCUUUCCCUACCGCAAAGUCGCACAUCACGUUGUGACCGAGGCCGAGAGCAAGGCUAGCGGCGGCACCAAGAAGGCCAACCCGGCGCCCUGGGACCCGAGCUAUGUGGCUGGCACACCGGUGCUGCUGACCGAGGCGGCAGACGCGUUCCCUGAUGGUGGGCGCAAGGGUUUUGUUGCCUGGCUGAAGACACGCUGUACCAUCUCUCAGCUCGAUGCCAUCGAACAGCACCACGGCCUCGACCACAUCUGGGAAAAAUUCCAUAAAUGUUUCAUGAUGAUGGGCGCCAUGAUCCACUACGAGCCCGUGUGGCGCGCGUUCCUGCGCCAACUGAUGCGCCAAAUGUUCGACGACGGCCUGAGCUGGGUUGAGGUGCGCAUCAAGUGGCCCUGCGACUACCACCGUGAGGGCAGCGAGGAGCCCGAGCCGGACUACCUGCAUCUGUUUGGCGUGGCCGAGGAAGAGGUGGAGAAAUUCCGCAAGGAGACCAACAAUGCCUUUUGGGGCCUGCGCUUUAUUUGGACCGAGCUGCGCAGUUUCGGCGCCCGCGCCAUUACCGAGAAUAUGGACUACUGCAUCACCACCAAGCUGGCCUACCCGCAGAUGAUUGCCGGCUACGACGUUGUGGGCCAGGAGGAUCUGGGCCGUCCACUCAAGGACCUGCUGCCCGAGUUGUUCUGGUUCCGCAAGCAGUGUGCGGAGGAGGGCGUCAACAUUCCCUUCUUCUUCCACGCAGGCGAGUGCCUGGGCGACGGCGACGAUACCGACAACAACGUCUUUGACGCCAUUCUGCUGGGGACGCGCCGCAUCGGCCACGGCUUCAGUCUGUAUAAGCACCCGCUGCUCAUCGAUCUCGUCAAGGACAAGCGCAUCCUCAUCGAGUCGUGUCCCAUCAGUAACGAGAUUCUGCGUUUGUGCGGCAGCAUCCUGUCGCACCCGCUGCCUGCCCUGUUGGCGCGCGGCGUGCCCUGCGGCCUCAACAACGACGACCCGGCCAUCCUGGGCCAAGACUUGGAGGGUGUCUCGCACGACUUCUGGCAGGCCCUUCAGGGUUGGGAAAACCUGGGCCUCGCGGGUCUGGGCUCCCUCGCCGAGAAUAGUGUGCGGUGGUCGGCCUUUGAGGACGAGACCAACGAGGAGUGGACACAGCACAUCCGCGAGGCGUCUCUGGGCAACAGCAUCAAAGCGCAGCGUCUCAAGGAGUGGAGCGUGCAGUGGGAGAAGUUUUGUUUGUGGGUUGUGACCGAGUACGGCGAGCAGUAUGGAGACGACGAGUAG
Sporothrix brasiliensis 5110 is the source of this 1803-nucleotide messenger RNA. Its product is annotated as adenosine deaminase. Gene Ontology annotation, biological process: adenosine catabolic process; inosine biosynthetic process. NCBI's taxonomy places the organism in Eukaryota, Fungi, Ascomycota, Sordariomycetes, Ophiostomatales, Ophiostomataceae. The record is from RefSeq and is a predicted model, not a curated record. The transcript is spliced from 2 exons. Gene Ontology annotation, molecular function: adenosine deaminase activity. Bases 1 to 1803 code for a protein of 600 amino acids.